Sclerotinia trifoliorum is the source of this 3551-nucleotide messenger RNA. The record is from the annotation of a GenBank genome assembly. Lineage: Eukaryota; Fungi; Ascomycota; Leotiomycetes; Helotiales; Sclerotiniaceae.
UAGAAUUACUCUUCCAAAGCUUUCAGGAUAAAAACCGAGUAAUUGAAUCAAAAUAAAUUUCCAACACUCUACCGUAUUUAUUGCCUGGCUUAGAUGGCCUCACGCGAAGGAAAUAACAAAUGCCUAUUUUAUUUCACCCAUCCAAAUCACCUCCCAUAUUCAAAAGCACGCAAGCCUGAAACAUUAGCCAAUGCAGGCUCAAGCCACAGAAAUGACUAUUGAUAAUCUUCUUACAGGUCUCAAUGCCUCACAAAGAGCCGCAGUUUCAUCGCAAGCAGAUACUCUCGCUAUAUUGGCAGGACCAGGAAGCGGGAAAACACAUACUUUAACGUCGCGAACUGCUUGGCUAUUGCAACAAGGAUUGCAACCAUGGAAUAUAAUUGUGGCAACAUUUACGGUCAAGGCAGCUCGAGAGAUGAAGGAAAGAAUUGGAAAGCUGAUAGGAAAUGGAACGGAAUCUAAAUUGAUAUUGGGAACUUUUCACAGCAUUGCGCGACGUUACCUGGCACGAUACGGACAUUUGAUAGGAAUACGAAAAGACUUCGGAAUUGCAGACUCGUCCGAUUCUCUGGCGAUAAUUAAAAGGAUUGUGAAGCGGAAGAAUUUGAAUAUAGAUCCAAAAGUCGCGCGGUCUCGCAUAAGCUCCUUGAAAGCAAAGGGUCCAGCAUCCGCGAGUAAACCCUUCGAUGCCAAGGAGAAAACAGUAGAUGCACAAGAAUUCGAGAUUGUUCAUGCUGAGUAUCAAGAGACCCUAGAGCGUUCAAACUUGCUUGACUAUGACGACCUUCUUGUACGAUGCGUCGAGCUUUUACGACUUCACCCUUCCUGUGUAUCCAAUAUCGAAGCCGUUUUGAUUGACGAAUUUCAAGACACAAACCUUGUCCAAUUUGAUCUCAUGCGGUUACUUGCUGCAUAUCAGAAACGAAUCACCAUCGUUGGCGAUCCCGAUCAAAGCAUAUACAGCUUUCGAGCUGCCGAAAUUAAAAACUACAAACGGAUGCUUAGACAAUAUCCGGAUACGGUUACCAUCUCAUUGGAGGAAAAUUACCGUUCCUCGGGCGCCAUACUUCUCACAGCACUGAAUGUGAUUGAGCAAGACUCAUCCAGAAUUGCAAAGUCUCUUUUGCCCACUCACAUUGUUGGCACACGACCAGUGCUACGCAAGCUUGCAACAGCCCAAAAAGAAGCAGAAUGGAUUAUUCAAGAAAUACAACGGACGAUGGGUAUGACAGGUGACCUGCUGGACUUGAAUGAUUUCGCUAUUUUGCUACGAUCUUCAUCACUCUCACGAGUCAUCGAAAGCUCGCUAGGUAAAGCAGGUAUAGCCUACCGCAUGGUCGGUAAGCAUCAUCUCUUGUCUGCCAAAUUUGCAGCUUGCAACCAGCUCAAUGCUUCCUCAAGAAGUUAGCUGCGUUCUGCAUUUAGACUGACAUAUUGCAGGUGGUCUCCGAUUUUACGACCGUGUAGAGAUCAAAACUUUAUUAGAUUACUUGCGAGUUAUUAACCUACCAGACAACAACGAUGCUUUGGCAAGAAUUAUUAAUACUCCUUCACGGCGGAUCGGUGAGACGACGAUCAAAUCUUUGCUUGAGGAGGCAGAACAAUCAAAAUUGACACUUUGGGCACUAAUCCUUGAUUCCGUGCAGGGAAGGUGCAGGACGAAAACCAAGCUCACAACAUCAGUCGGAAAAGGCCUUUCUGUCUUUGUUGAUAUCAUAUUGACAGGUAUGAAGAAGAUUGCUGACUCCCUCAACCGUGAAAACUCAAUCGUAAAAAUUAUGGAGUUUAUCAUUGAAAAAAUAUCUUAUGAAAAGUGGCUCGAGUUACACCAUGAUGACAUUCACAAGGCGCGGUGGGACAACGUGAAGGAGCUUCUUGCCCAGGCUACGGAUUUUCAGGGAUUAAUAUCUAAUGGUUAUGAGGACGACUCCCUCCCUCAGAUUGAUGGUCUGGAGCAAGAGGGUGCUUCCGAUUCUCUCACUCGAUUUUUAGCGAAUGUAGCAUUGGCUUCGGAAGUCAAGAAAGAGGAUGACCAAGGAAGUAGCACACCCCAAAUUACGAUAUCUACCAUACAUGCUGCUAAAGGCCUUGAAUGGCCUAUAGUUUUCAUUCCUGGGGCAUAUCAAGGCUCUAUACCACACUCCAGGGCAGAGGAUACUGACGAAGAACGACGAUUGUUGUACGUAGCUAUGACUCGAGCAAAGGCUUUGCUCAACAUGAGUUGCCCUUUGAAAAAUUCACUAGAUGAGUUCACAGCAACCUGCCCAUUUCUUUCUGCCCGUGGCCUGAGAGCACACUUAGACAAGAAGGGUCCUCCUCUGCGUUCAAAUACUGUUCAAUGCCUAGCUCAAAUUCUACGACGAACAUUUCCUACCAAAGAGUCAAUUGCGGAGUCUUCCGCUUGCCUCGAACUCACUGAGGAUACAUACUACCCCUUGGAGCCUGAGGAUGACAAACAAGAUGAGUCCAAAUGGAAUCUCCGUAACGGAAAUCCCUAUUUUACCAAGGAUCAGCGACCACCUAAACGCCGACGACUUGAUACAAAGGAUCAAAUGGGAAACGUUUCCGGCGUAUUUUAUAAUAAUACCCCCAUGACAACGAUGGAAAGAGUAUCGAACUUUACUUUGGGUGGUGGCUUUGUUAGUGCUGGCUCUCAUCUUCAAGUCCUUGGCGAACAAUCAUCAAAUCAAACCAUUGGAGAAAUGAGAUCGACUUCAACAAAAGGAACAGUUCCAUGCUCUAAAAAUUCAUUUAAAGGUCCACCUAAUGGCCAAGGCACACUUUUGGGCUUCCUCGGGAAGCAGGAGCCAAAGAAGGAGAUUAAGCCAGCACCAAUAGUCGAUGAGUUCCGGGAAACAAACAUCAGGGCUAGUGCGCAACUACAUAGACAUCGAAACAACACUGCUGUAGGGAUGAUGCAAUCGCCAUCCCAAAAUGAAGACGAAACUCUUCCACCUCUUCUCACAGGGCACCGCCUAGGAACAGGUGCAGCACUGCCUCGACCGAGUAUUAAUCGAAUUCAAGGAGAGCAGAAUGAUAGCUAUAUCUUCCUGUCUAGCUCUCCACCGAGAGCGAAGCAACCUAGCAUUGAUACUGAACCAGCGCCGGAUGUUCCCGUCCCUGGUCUAACAGCGAAACCAGCAAUUAUGUCGUUAGUUCGUCCGGCGAGAACGUUACAUACCACGAGUAUGGCAAUAGCACAAGGGUCGGGUAGUGUAAAAAAGACUCUUGGCGUCAAAAGGAGCAUGAAUGGCUGGGGUAGUCGCACAACACAGCCUUUCGUUCCGCCAACCAGGAAAAGAGAAAACUAGCCAAAGGUUUAUUGGUAAUGAUGGUCCGGGUGGUUUCCGACAAGAGGUCGCUGUGCAUCGAUCCUGUCAUGAUAUAUGUUGUGCGCCGUGAAUUUGGCAAAGUAUCGUCUGCAUUGGUACGUGUUGAGGGAAUGUAGGCUUGCUCACGAGUCUACUGGAUAAUGCUUAAUGAAUGAUAUGAUCAAAAGAUGGCCUGAUUCUUUGUCGGCUGCGUUGGUCAUGAACACACAAUGGCUCUCU